Molecule: messenger RNA, 1197 nt
Organism: Coturnix japonica (Japanese quail)
Lineage: Eukaryota; Metazoa; Chordata; Aves; Galliformes; Phasianidae
Gene: DRAM2
Product: DNA damage regulated autophagy modulator 2
Biological process (GO): photoreceptor cell maintenance; regulation of autophagy
Cellular component (GO): lysosome
Source: RefSeq, a predicted model, not a curated record
GGGGCACGGGGUGGGGGCGGGGCCAGACGCGCGGAGGGAGCGGCUGAGGGGGAAAUGAAGCAGACGAGGAGCUUCACCAGAAGGAUGACCCUGGAUUCCUCUUGAGGAGUUCAUUCUCCUUUAUUCUCAGUGUUCAGAGUUGGAAGUCAGCACUGAAAUGUGGUGGUUUCAGCAAGGCCUCUCUUUCUUGCCCGUGGCUUUGGUUGUUUGGUCAGCAGCAACAUUUGUGUUUUCAUACAUCACUGCAAUUGUCCUCCGCCACGUUGACCCUCUGGUGCCCUACAUAAGUGAUACAGGGACAAUACCUCCUGAGAGAUGCUUAUUUGGGAUCAUGUUAAACGUUUCAUCUUUCCUGGGCAUGGCCACCAUGUAUGUCCGUUACAAACAAGUCUAUGCUUUGAAUCCAGACAAAUCCAGGAUCGUUAAGCUUAAUAAGAUUGGCCUUACUCUGGGACUGAUGAGCUGCUUUGGACUUUGCAUCAUUGCAAAUUUCCAGAAAUGUAUUCUGUACUACGUCCAUGUGGUCGGAGCCUGCCUGACGUUUGGAGUGGGGGCCAUUUACAUGCUGGUUCAGACCAUCCUCUCCUACUUGAUGCAGCCAGAGGUUCACAGCAAAGACAUCUUUUGGAUCCGACUGACGGUGCUUCUCUGGUGUGGCUCCAGCAUUGCAAGCAUGUUUGUUUCCUCGGUUGUCUUAUACAGUGGCCUGUAUGGAACAGAUCUUGUACAAAAGUUGCACUGGAACCCCCAGGAAAAAGGCUACACGGCUCACAUCGUCAGUACUGCCUCCGAGUGGUCAUUAGCAUUCUCCUUCCUCAGCUUUUUCCUCACCUAUAUUCGUGAUUUUCAGAAAAUUUCCCUGCGUGCAGUUGUCAGCUUGCAAGGACAAACCCUUUAUAACACACCACAGAGCUUUGCGGCUGAUGAGCAGAGGCUGCUGAUAGCAGGGAGUAUCUAAUGAAGGCAAAGAGAACAAGUUCUCUGCACAACUCAGGAAUGCAACAGCAAUAACAGUUCAUACUUUUAAGUAUUUAUUUUAUAUAUUAAAGAAAAAUGAAGUGAUUGUAUUCUACUUGACACAAAGGGCUUUGCAAUUAACCCACACAGCAAUGCAAUGUUAUCAGUAUUGAACACAAGCCUGUAACAUUUCUAAACAUGCUAAUGUCAUGGAAGAAUUAAAUGAAGGUUAUUAAAAGA